Messenger RNA from Brassica oleracea var. oleracea, 2117 nucleotides. RefSeq names its product pentatricopeptide repeat-containing protein At3g24000, mitochondrial. The transcript is spliced from 2 exons. The record is from RefSeq and is a predicted model, not a curated record. Gene Ontology annotation, biological process: RNA modification. NCBI's taxonomy places the organism in Eukaryota, Viridiplantae, Streptophyta, Magnoliopsida, Brassicales, Brassicaceae. Bases 35 to 1954 code for a protein of 639 amino acids. Gene Ontology annotation, molecular function: RNA binding; protein binding; zinc ion binding.
UCCAAACAAGUUUGUUCUUUUAAUUACAUCAGUAAUGCUCUCAACUUCCGUGAGUGUCACGUCUCGUCUCCUUUCUUUGAAAAUUUAUCGGGGUCUAGGUUCUAUUCCGGCACCAUUGUAUGAUUCCAUAAUCGAGCCUUUAGGGCUCCCAUCCAAUGAUAAUCUCCACAGGAGUAGAAAUGGCGUUCGUGUCUUUGAUCUCCUCGAGGGCAAUGGUAUUACCGCUUUGAGACGUCUCUACAACAUGCUGCUCAAGGAAUGUACAGUCUCCAAGCGAGUUGAUCAGGGAAAGAUCGUGCACGCCCAUGUUGCCAAGUCUCUGUUCCGAUGUGAGGUUGUUAUGAACAACACUCUCCUCAACAUGUAUGCUAAAUGCGGAAGCUUGGAAGAGGCUCGCAAGGUGUUCGACAAAAUGCUUCAAAGAGACUUUGUCACGUGGACCACUUUGAUUUCUGGUUACUCACAGCAUGGUCGACCCAUUGAUGCGCUCGUCUUGUUUAUUCAGAUGCUUAGCGAUGGGUUUAUUCCUAAUGAGUUCACGUUGUCCAGCGUUGUUAAAGCUGCAGCAGCUGAGCCUCGAGGAUGCUGUGGUCAGCAACUUCACGGGUUCUGUCUCAAGUGCGGGUUUUAUUUGAAUGUUCACGUUGGUAGCUCUCUUCUUGACAUGUACACUCGCUAUGGUCUUAUGGAUGAUGCGCAGCUGGUAUUCGAUGCGCUUGAGAGUAGGAAUGAUGUUUCUUGGAAUGUUCUGAUCGCUGGCCACGCGAGGAGGUGUGGUACAGAGAAGGCUCUUGAGCUUUUUCAACGAAUGCUUAGAGAGGGUUUCAGACCUUCCCAUUUCUCCUACUCCAGCAUCUUUGGCGCUUGUUCCAGUACAGGGUUCUUGGAGCAAGGGAAAUGGGUGCAUGCUUAUAUGAUUAAAUCAGGUGAAAAGCUUGUGGCUUUCGCAGGAAACACUCUUAUUGACAUGUAUGCGAAGUCAGGAAGCAUCCAUGACGCGAGAAAAAUAUUUGAUAGAUUGGCUAAGAGGGAUGUUGUGUCUUGGAACUCGCUCCUCACUGCUUAUGCUCAACAUGGAUUUGGAAGAGAAGCGGUUUGCUUGUUUGAAGAAAUGAGAAGGGAUGGGAUUACUCCCAAUGAGAUAUCUUUUCUCUCUGUGCUUACAGCUUGUAGCCAUUCUGGUCUUUUAGAUGAAGGUUGGCAUUACUUUGAACUGAUGAAGAGAGAUGGGAUAGUACCCAAGGCUUGGCACUAUGUUACAAUUGUUGAUCUUCUUGGGCGUUCUGGUGAUCUUGACAGGGCACUUAGAUUUAUCAGAGAGAUGCCAAUAGAACCCACUGCAGCCAUCUGGAAAGCCCUGCUUAACGCUUGUAGGAUGCAUAAGAAUGUGGAAUUGGGAGCCUAUGCAGCCGAGCAUGUGUUUGAACUCGACCCUGAUGACCCUGGUCCCCAUGUAAUACUAUACAACAUCUACGCCUCAGGUGGCAGAUGGAACGAUGCUGCAAGAGUGAGAAAGAAGAUGAAGGAAAAUGGAAUUAAGAAAGAACCUGCGUGCAGCUGGGUAGAGAUUGAGAACGCAAUCCACAUGUUUGUAGCGAAUGAUGAACGUCAUCCGCAGAGGGAGGAGAUUAGUCGCAAGUGGGAGGAGAUUUAUGCGAAGAUCAAGGAUUUGGGAUAUGUGCCAGACACCAGCCAUGUAGUUGUCCAUGUGGAUCAACAGGAGAGGGAAGUGAAUUUACAGUAUCACAGCGAGAAAAUUGCGUUGGCGUUUGCGCUUUUAAACACCCCUCCUGGUUCAACCAUACACAUAAAGAAGAACAUACGGGUUUGUGGAGAUUGCCACUCAGCAAUUAAGUUGGUUUCAAAGGUGGUUGAGAGGGAGAUCAUUGUGAGGGAUACAAAUAGGUUCCACCAUUUUAGGGAUGGUAGUUGUUCUUGUGGGGAUUAUUGGUAGUGAUAACUGAAGUAGAAUCAGUGGCUUCUUCAGCUGAUGUUACCUUCUCCUCUCGUUGAAGACGCAGACAGAUUUCAGGAGUAUACAACUCAAAAUCACGAGCUAAACUCUUCCAUGAAGUUGCUUAUGUCGUUAAAAGAAGACCCUCCUUCCUCCACGGCCG